AUGUCUCUCGCAUCUGGUGUUCAGGUUCAGGAUGAGUGCAUCACUGCAUUCAACGAGUUCCGUCUGAGCAAGGGCAAGACCAAGUUCAUCAUCUACAAGAUCUCCGAUGACAAGAAGAGCGUUGUUGUCGACGAGGUUGGCCACGACCAGGACUACGAGGUCUUCCGCAGCAAGCUCGAUGCUGCUAAGAACGCCAACGGCUCCCCCAUGCCCCGUUUCGCUGUCUACGACGUCGAGUAUGACCUUGGUAGCGGUGAAGGCAAGCGAAGCAAGAUCAUCUUCAUCUCCUGGGUUCCCAGCGAGACCCCUACUCUGUGGUCCAUGAUCUACGCCAGCACCCGUGAGCCCCUGAAGAGCGCACUCAACGUCUCCACUUCCCUCCACGCCGACGACAAGUCCGACAUCGAGUGGAAGCACGUUCUGAACGAGGCCAGCGGUGGCAAGGCUGGCAAAUAG
Messenger RNA from Penicillium atrosanguineum, 456 nucleotides. Its product is annotated as actin-binding ADF family protein. Gene Ontology annotation, molecular function: actin filament binding. Gene Ontology annotation, biological process: cell motility; actin filament severing; actin filament depolymerization. The transcript is spliced from 5 exons. Lineage: Eukaryota; Fungi; Ascomycota; Eurotiomycetes; Eurotiales; Aspergillaceae. The record is from RefSeq and is a predicted model, not a curated record. Bases 1 to 456 code for a protein of 151 amino acids. Gene Ontology annotation, cellular component: actin cortical patch; cytoplasm; actin cytoskeleton.